This is a messenger RNA of Gryllus bimaculatus (two-spotted cricket), 1304 nucleotides long. Lineage: Eukaryota; Metazoa; Arthropoda; Insecta; Orthoptera; Gryllidae. The record is from the annotation of a GenBank genome assembly.
GUCGUUCGAGAUGGCCAGACGACCGCAGGCGACUUAAAUCUCUACUGGCGGCUUGUUCUGUUCUUGGCCGCACCUGAACUGUUAGAAAAGAAAGUAAAAAAAGACAACUAUAAAUGAACGUGGUGUGAACUGUUAAAAAAUAAAGAGCGUUGUUAAUAAUUUACUAGCUAGGGUGUAAAGGACAUUUUUAUUUUUUUUCGCUUUAUUCAAUUUUAACCUGCAAAUGAGUGCAAAUCGUCCGAGGAUAUUUAAUUACAAAUUUAUUAAAGAAAAUCAUCUUAGGUUUAGAAUUGUGCGUUCCUGAUAUUUUCAUAUCAGCUGUUAUAUUAAUGGAUGGUUUUGUUGGUGUUCAUUUAGGUGCUGGUCUUCAUAGUGAGAAACUUAGACCAAAGUACAAAAGGCUAGUUUAUGGAGCUUGUCAAAAGGCAGCUGCAAUUCUUAAGAAUGGAGGAUCUGCUUUGGAUGCAUGUGCUCAAGCAACUGCUCACCUCGAAGAUUCCCCUCUUACCAAUGCAGGUUAUGGUUCUAAUCUCACAUGGGGAGGCAGUGUGGAAUGUGAUGCAAGUGUGAUGGACGGCUGUACUCUUCAUUAUGGUGCUGUGGGUGGUGUAUCAGGAGUGAAGAAUCCAAUUUUGCUGGCAAAACUUUUGUGCGAGCACCAGAGACAAGGACUUCCAUUUGGAAGAGUUCCGCCAAGUUUUCUUGUUGGUGAAGGAGCACGAAUACAUGCCCUUAAAUAUGGACUUACCACAGUACCACCAACAGAACUUAUAUCUGCGGAAUCAUGGAAACUGCACCAACAUUACCGCAAGAAAUUAAGAAAAUAUGAAGAGGAACAGUCACAAGUAGCUAGCAGUCGCCUUGAUACAGUGGGUGCAGUUUGCAUGGAUUCAUUGGGCCAUGUGGCAGCUACCUGCUCCAGUGGAGGGAUUGCUUUAAAGACUGUUGGUCGCGUUGGCCAGGCUGCAGUGUAUGCAAGCGGAGUAUGGGCACAGAAUGCUGUUGGUGAUGUUCCUGCUGUAGCUUCCUGCACAUCUGGCUGUGGAGAAUAUCUUGUGCGCACUAUGUUGGCACGAGAAGGAGCCCUCAGUGUCUUAAAUGAUAAUAGAACGGAAGUUAGCCUUCAUGACUGUAUGAGAACAAAGUUUCUGGAGUCACCUUUUCUGCACGAUGUUGAUGAAAAAAUGGGUGGCAUGUGUGUUUUGAAAUAUAACCCAUCACAAGAUAUUGGAGAAUUUUUAUGGUCUCAUUCAACUACUACCAUGUGUGUGGGAUAUAUGACUUCAGCAGACACAAAACCAGUG